This is a messenger RNA of Meloidogyne enterolobii, 352 nucleotides long. NCBI's taxonomy places the organism in Eukaryota, Metazoa, Nematoda, Chromadorea, Rhabditida, Meloidogynidae. The record is from the annotation of a GenBank genome assembly.
UUUUAUGAAAAAAAAUACAAAUCCCCACCACUUCCUUUUUUGUUUUACACACACCCCUCCCCACUUCCCUUCCCCAUUCCUAUUAUUAUUUCUUUCAAACGGAACUAGCACCACAACAACUUCUUGUCCCCACCAAUACCACACUCCCCCCAAUUUUUAAAAGCCUCAAAACUAUUCAUUUUUUUCCUUCCUUCUCGCGCGAAUGCUUUUUGUCCCCUUGUUGGAAAAUUAAUUCUUUUCUCACUUUUUUAUACUCACCCCUUCCUCCACUGUAUAUCCCUUUUCCCUCCUUAAUUCUACCACCUAAUAAUUUUAAGUCUCUAAUUCCUUUUGACUUUAUAUACAAAAGUAA